AUGCUGACGAAGAUGCGUAGACUGUUCACUAAUAUAUGGGGGCUUCAAGGAGUUGAAGAAACGUUGCGCAGGAACCUGUUGAUCAGCCUCUCCCGUGAUCGUCCUCCACUUUCCUCCCCGCCAUUUAUUCCAACUUCACCUUCUCCUGUCCACUAUAGCGUUGCUCGGACGGUUCACUUCUCCUAUUCCUCGGCCUUUGUGCCGCUCACGAUUUACAACUUCGCUUCGUUGUUUGUUGUGCUCAAAACCUUUCUUAUCACUCCUACCUCAAGCCAGUCCCCCCACUAG
Molecule: messenger RNA, 288 nt
Organism: Penicillium taxi
Lineage: Eukaryota; Fungi; Ascomycota; Eurotiomycetes; Eurotiales; Aspergillaceae
Exons: 1
Coding region: 1-288 (95 amino acids)
Source: RefSeq, a predicted model, not a curated record